Molecule: messenger RNA, 504 nt
Organism: Talaromyces marneffei
Lineage: Eukaryota; Fungi; Ascomycota; Eurotiomycetes; Eurotiales; Trichocomaceae
Exons: 4
Coding region: 1-504 (167 amino acids)
Cellular component (GO): mitochondrial outer membrane
Molecular function (GO): nascent polypeptide-associated complex binding
Source: RefSeq, a predicted model, not a curated record
AUGCUGAAGCUGCUGCAAAAGGGGCUUCUCAACCACCUGAAGAGGCGUAAUCGCGCCCCCAUUCCUCGCGAGGUCGAAAAGACCGAAUCUGUCAGCACCGCAUCUCUGAUCGAUGUUGACGCCCCCUCCGUCCAAUCUGUUCAUUCCGACUUCCUCGACCAAGAAGUCAAAAGAACCACACAGGCCGGGCGCAUCGAACGAGAAGCCGAGGAGGCCGCUCUUGCCCGAGAGAAAGCCGCUGCUGCUUCAUCCAGCAAGAAAGGAAAGAAGUCCAAAGCCCAGGAGUUGUGCAAAAACGCAGAGAACCCAGUGUACUUGGGUAAUGCGUUUAUUAUUACUGCAGUUUCUGCCGUGCUUGGAUAUGGUGCUUACAGAAAGCAUGCUGAGGGGAAGCUUUCUUGGGAGGUUGCUAGUGUGUGGGCUGGUGCUGUAGGCUUGUUUGCCGGUGCCGACUACUUUGUUAGCAAGUGGCUAAUUCAGAACAAAUACCCCACGAAGGACUAA